Messenger RNA from Durio zibethinus, 831 nucleotides. Its product is annotated as peptide methionine sulfoxide reductase-like. Gene Ontology annotation, molecular function: peptide-methionine (S)-S-oxide reductase activity. Gene Ontology annotation, biological process: cellular response to oxidative stress. Gene Ontology annotation, cellular component: cytoplasm. NCBI's taxonomy places the organism in Eukaryota, Viridiplantae, Streptophyta, Magnoliopsida, Malvales, Malvaceae. The record is from RefSeq and is a predicted model, not a curated record.
AAGUCAAACAAAGUGUCAUAAAAACGUAGGACUAGUUCUACAUUGCCAACGCUGUGCUUCUAGCAGAGAAAAAAAAAUCUGUGGAACUGAAGAAUGGCCUCUACAGUCGACAUCACAGACAACAACCCUGCUUUGGACGCUGAUCCGGAUCUCCCGGAUAACCCGGCUCACGAGUUUGUCCAGUUCGGAGCGGGGUGUUUCUGGGGAGCAGAACUGGCGUUUCAGCGAGUUGAAGGUGUAGUUAAGACAGAGGUUGGCUACUCUCAGGGUCAUAUCCCUGAUCCAAAUUACAGGCUGGUAUGUGCCGGUACCACCAACCAUGUCGAGGUGGUCCGUAUCCAGUUCGACCCUGAAGUCUGCCCCUUCACCAAUCUUCUCUCUGUUUUCUGGGGCCGCCAUGAUCCCACCACUCUCAAUCGCCAGGGUCGAGAUGUUGGAUCACAAUAUAGAUCGGGGAUAUAUUACUACAAUGAGAACCAGGCUCGUCUGGCAAGGGAGUCACUCGAGGCUAAGCAAUUAGAGUUGAAGGAUAAGAAAAUUGUGACAGAAAUUCUUCCAGCCAAAAGGUUUUACAGGGCGGAGGAGUACCAUCAAAAGUACCUGGAAAAGGGAGGACGUUCAGGGUCUAAACAAUCUGCUGAAAAAGGUUGCACUGACCCCAUCAGAUGCUAUGGCUGAUAAUGUACGUAAUAUCAAGUUUUAGUAUUUCAGCUUUAUCUGGACAGCACUUAAGCUUCUUGUCAGUUAAUCGACCUGUUAUUGUGUUGCCUUUUGACUUUAGUUAUGUUCUGAAGAUUGAAAUGGAGUCUGAACUUAUUGGUUUCUUUUUUA